This is a messenger RNA of Galeopterus variegatus (Sunda flying lemur), 2453 nucleotides long. RefSeq names its product serine carboxypeptidase 1 (gene SCPEP1). The record is from RefSeq and is a predicted model, not a curated record. Gene Ontology annotation, molecular function: serine-type carboxypeptidase activity. Bases 143 to 1291 code for a protein of 382 amino acids. NCBI's taxonomy places the organism in Eukaryota, Metazoa, Chordata, Mammalia, Dermoptera, Cynocephalidae. The transcript has 13 exons. Gene Ontology annotation, biological process: proteolysis.
GGCGCCGCGGAGCUGUCCCGUCCCGCGGUGGCUCCCGCCGCUGCUGCUGCUGCUGGGCCUGAGCGCGGGAGCUGUCAUCGACUGGCCCAUAGAGGAGGGCAAGGAAGUCUGGGAUUAUGUGACUGUCCGCAAGGAUGCCCACAUGUUCUGGUGGCUCUACUAUGCCACCAACCCAUGCAAGAACUUCUCAGAACUGCCCCUGGUCAUGUGGCUCCAGGGUGGUCCAGGAGGUUCCAGCACUGGAUUUGGAAACUUCGAGGAAAUUGGGCCCCUUGACAGUGAUCUCAAACCACGAAAUACCACCUGGCUGCAGGCUGCCAGUCUCCUCUUUGUGGAUAAUCCUGUAGGCAGUGGGUUCAGUUAUGUGAACCAGAGUGGUGCCUAUGCCAAGGACCUUGCUACGGUGUCUUCAGACAUGAUGGUUCUCCUGAAGACCUUCUUCGAUUGCCACAAAGAAUUCCAGGCCAUUCAGCAAGGGACCAUCAAGUGCAACUUUGCUGGGGUUGCUUUGGGUGAUUCCUGGAUCUCCCCAAUUGUGUGGUUUUCUUUAGAUUCGGUACUCUCCUGGGGACCUUACCUGUACAGCAUGUCUCUUCUCGAUGACAGUGGUCUGGCAGAGGUGUUUGAGGUUGCAGAGCAAGUCCUGGAUGCUGUAAAUAAGGGGCUCUACAAAGAGGCCACGCAGCUCUGGGGGAAAGCAGAAACAGUCAUUGAAAAGAACACAGACGGGGUGAACUUCUAUAACAUCUUAACUAAAAGCACUCCCUUGCCUGCAAUGGAGUCGAGCCUGGAAUUCACACAGAACCACCUUGUUCGUCUUUGUGAACGCCACGUGAGACACCUCCAUGGAGACUCCUUAAGUCAGCUCAUGAACGGUCCCAUCAGGAAGAAGCUCAAAAUUAUUCCUGAGGAUUACUCCUGGGGAGGCCAGGCUACCAGCGUCUUCGUUAACAUGGAGAAGGACUUCAUGAAGCCAGUCAUCAGCAUUGUGGAUGAACUGCUGAAUGCCGGGGUCAACGUGACUGUGUAUAAUGGACAGCUUGAUCUCAUCGUGGACACCAUGGGUCAGGAAGCUUGGCUGCGGAAACUGAAAUGGCCAGAACUGCCCGAAUUCAAUAAGCUUAAGUGGAAGGCCCUGUACAGCAACCCGGAAUCUUCUGAAACAUCUGCUUUUGUCAAGUCCCACAAGAACCUGGCUUUCUACUGGAUCCUAAGAGCUGGUCACAUGGUUCCUUCUGACCAAGGGGACAUGGCUCUGAAGAUGCUGAGACUGGUGACUCAACAAGAAUAGGAUGGACUGGGCUGGAGAUGACUGAGCUUGGCCUCGGGCACAGGAGCCAGGCCGAGGACUCUGAAGCUGCUGGAAGAAAGUUCUUCCCUGAAUCUAACUUGGGCUGUAAUUACGAAGGUUCCAACCAGCUUCCUUAGAGGAUAAAAGCAUUGCCUCUGUGGCAACUUGAAAUUCAUUUCUGCUUCUUAAAAAAGUCUAAGUUUUUAAAAAUGGAUCUGUUUUAAUGAAAACAAAGGAUAGUAUUAGAUUAACUUUUUCUUAUUGCAAAAGCAAAUGAUGUGAUUUAUAGGAAAAAGUGAGAAAUACAGGUAAACAAAGAACAAAAUAAACACCCAUAUACUCCCUUCCCAGAGAUAAGCACUGUUACCAAUUUAGUAUAUAUCCUUGCAGAUCUUUUUUUGCUAUAUAUACAUAUAUAUUUUUUACAAAAAAUGGAAUCAUUCCUGUAUGUUAUUCUACUGUCUAUUUUGUUUACAUAUCAAUAUGUCCUAAACACCAUAUCAUGUCAAUAAAUGUUCUUCUAUAACAUUUUUAAUGGCUGCUUAGAAUUCUAUUUUAUGGUUGUACCAUAAUUUAUUUACCAAAUUCCCAAUUGUUUCUCACAAGUAAUUUCCAGUUUGUCACUAUUAUUUAACAGUGCUGUGGUGAUUCAUCCUGAUAGUGAUAUUUGUAUUCAUAUCCUUACCAUUUCCUUAAAAUAAAUUGGUAAAAGUAUAGUUGUUUAGUCAAAGGAUUGUCAUGUUUCUUUAAAAUUAAAAUGACUAGUAUGGGACUUUUAAUUCACAGCUUAAAGUCUACAUAAGGGAACUGAUAGCUUCUAGAAAUGUCCUGAAAGAAACACCACCACCUGUAGUUGCAGGACUGAGAUUUUGGAAAACAAACCCAAAGUCUAUUCCUGCAGCAUGUGAGGAAAGAGUUCACAGCAGGCUAGGCCUACAUGCCCAACCCCUUCACACGCUGAGACUAAAACAGGCAUCCUGAACAGAGACUCUACACGUCCCUGUGGUUUGCUGUCAGAGAGUGAGCUCUCUAGUGUGCCCUUGGACGGGAAGAGCAUUAGAAGUCUGUGCUGGAUCCCCCUGCACUCCACCAAUGCAUGUCUUGUUUUCUGCUGCUUUUUCUGUAUAUGCUUUGUUAUAAAAAUUUUUAGCUAUGAGUAAAA